This is a messenger RNA of Funneliformis geosporum, 756 nucleotides long. The record is from the annotation of a GenBank genome assembly. NCBI's taxonomy places the organism in Eukaryota, Fungi, Glomeromycota, Glomeromycetes, Glomerales, Glomeraceae.
AUGUCAACAGAGGAAUUGUUGGUGCUAAAAUUCAUACGUAAAUUACAAGACCCUGUACCUCAAUAUGUAUUGGGUUGCCUACCGGCUAUAGCAACAAUCGGAGCUGCGCCAUGGGAUGAUUUUACGGACAAAUUAUUAUGGUUAACGCGAUGUCUUGGUUGUCCCUUUACGGGAUUAUUUUACACCUGUUGCAUAAAGCAUGAUGUGACAUCAUUAUGUAUUUAUUGGCUCCCAUCAGAUAGGUUUAGACAUAAUGGGGAUGAAAUUCAAUAUAGACCUUUCGGGAUUUAUGCUAUGGAUGCGGGCCAGGUGGAAUUUUUGAAUGAAUGUGUCGCCAAAUCAUCCGUUUUAGAAAGGAUGGCGUCGUUGGCAUCGUUAUACUAUAUAAUUGUUGGCAUCGUUUCGGGAAUUGUUAGGGCGACUGGACCGACUGUCUGUGAUGAGGAUUGGCCAAGUAUACCGUUAGCAUUAUGUUGGACAUUACCAGCAAUAUUUAGGAGAACUAUUCGUAAAAAUCUAGUAGUUAAGGAUCCUAAUAAAGUAUUGACAAUCGAGAUCGUGAUAUCCUUAAGCAAUUUCAAAGAAGAGCAUAUUAAGUCGAAUCUACUUGCGCGCGUUGCAUUCACUGCUCUAAUGUCAAUAGUAGUUCCUUGGUCGUCAGUAUUCCUAGCCUAUUUCACACCCCCAUUAUUUACCGAUAUCACAGGCAGGGAUCACGGGGGAGCCGUGAUUUUAGAUGAUAUCUCUGAUGUCGCG